AUGCGGUUCUCAGGUUUUGGUAUUGCGGCACUUGCGACUAUCGCCGACGCAGCGCCCACAUUCCACCGAAACCAGGCUCGUCAGAACGUGACGACUGCCAGUGAGCGACUUGGUCUGCAAUGGUUGGGCGGGAACAGCAGCCUUCCCAAGAUCCUCGUCCUUUACACCGGCGGUACGAUUGCUGGAGGCUCGAUUUAUGGAGCUUUGGACGACACGCAGUAUGGCCAGCUUCAGAUCACCGGCGAGCAAAUCAUCGCUCGAAAUCCGUAUCUGCUGAACCAUACUCAGCUGGCCGUCUCGAACUGGACUACCGAGGAUGAUGGCUCGACUGGAACGAACGAUGCCCUUGUUAUGAACAUGACGCGUUUCGCUCAUGAUGCGCUAUGUUCCGAGGACAGCGACAUUGACGGUGCCAUCUACACGCACGGUACAAACUCGCUCGAAGAGACCGGCUUUCUCAUGGACCUCCUCGUCAACUGCGGCAAGCCCAUCGUUGCCGUCGGCGCCAUGAGACCUUGGACUCACCUGAGCUUCGAUGGUGAUGCGAAUUUCUUCGAUGGCGUGAUGUUGGCCGCCAAUCCUGAGUCGCGGAAUCGCGGUCUUAUGGUGGCUUUCAAUGCCCGCAUCAUUCCAGGAUUCUGGAUCACGAAGCUGCAUUCUACGAAUCCGAAUGCGUUUGGCGCGACAGCAGGAGGUGAUCUAGGACUCUUCAUCAACAGUUUGCCCGUCUUCUUCAAUACCCCUUCCCAACCCAUCUUCAAGCAUGAGUUCUCUAUCGAAGAAGUCUCCAGCGAUCCAUCGUACCCUGCUCUCCCAAAAGUCGACAUUCUCUAUGCCGCCCGCGAAUUCGACGGCAAGCUCGUGCUCGAUGCGCAAGCCAACGGCGCCCAAGGCGUUGUUAUCGCUGGUACUGGCAAUGGUGGCAUUCCCAGCGGCGAUGAUGAGAUUGAAGAAGCCCUGGAAAAAGGCUUGCAGAUUGUCGUUGGAACGAGAAGUCCUUUUGGACCUAGCAGUCCCGCUAGAACGCCAACGUACGCUAAGUCGGGCCUUGUACACGUUAUCCAGGCAAGGAUCAUGCUGCAAUUGGCCAUCGCGAGUGGGUACAACAUGAAUCAGACCAUUGAGCUGUUCGAGGGGAAGUUCAGGGAAGAUAUUGGGCAGUCCUGGAGUCCAGGUAGCUGA
Messenger RNA from Trematosphaeria pertusa, 1182 nucleotides. Its product is annotated as Asparaginase/glutaminase. The transcript has 3 exons. The record is from RefSeq and is a predicted model, not a curated record. Bases 1 to 1182 code for a protein of 393 amino acids. Lineage: Eukaryota; Fungi; Ascomycota; Dothideomycetes; Pleosporales; Trematosphaeriaceae. Gene Ontology annotation, molecular function: asparaginase activity.